AUGGCUGCUAUAAACCGCACAAUACUUGGCAGGUGCCUCGACAGAUGGUUCGCCUGGACAAGAGGGCUCCCAGCAGAGCGCUGCAAUUACUCCAUGCAGGAUCUGAAGAUCCCAAUCGAUACUAAGAAUAAAGUCACGGCAAAACUCUACCUUCCGCUCGACUACAAACCCUGUGGCACGAUCCUUAUCCGAACACCAUAUGGUAUCGAUCUACUAUCCAGUCUCCCUCUGGCACGAAUGUGGGCCGCGCGAGGAUACCAAGUCCUCCUCAGCAGCUGCCGUGGCACGGCCGGAUCAGACGACGAACUAGUGCCUGGCGUAAACGAGGCAAAUGAUGGAGCAGCAGUCGUCACAUGGAUGAGGGACCAACAUUGGUACAGUGGAUCUUUUGCUAUGCUGGGAGGAUCUUAUCUGGGGUACACUCAGUGGGCAAUCCUCCGCGAUCCACCAUCUGACUUCAAAGCCGCCGUCAUCCACACCGGAGUGCAUAGCUUUCAUGACUUGAUAUGGGGAACAGGCGCAUUGGGUUCCUUCAUCAUUGCGUGGGCGGACCUGGCUUCUUUCAUGAACCGAGGAGUAGGUUUCAUCCGAACGAUUCUUCACUUCAAAAGCCAGAACAAGCGAUUGAAACCGGUGUAUGAUACUGUGCCGCUACUAGGUGCCAUCGAGCAACAUUUUGAGGGUGAUCCACCGACUUGGCUACGGAACUUUAUUACGAAUCCUGAAGCAACGAGCGAGGUGUGGAAAGAGGAUAACGUAGCGGAUGCGCUGCGCAAAGCCAAUAUCCCGAUUUUUCUCACGGCAGGCUGGGACGAUCUAAUCUUACCCCAAGUAAUGCAGCAGUAUUCCGCGUUGACUGGCCGGAACUGCCCAGUUGCGCUCACCAUCGGACCAUGGACGCAUCUAGGUGCGCAGCGCCAGAGCAAGCUUUCAGACACGCUCGCAUGGUUAGACCAGCAUAUCGCAGGUCUAGAGGGCAACACUCGACGGGCGCCCGUGCAGGUCUAUGUCACUGGCGCGAGUGAGUGGCGGGAUCUUGCAAGAUGGCCGCCACCCUCGCAGUCCUAUGAAUUGUUCCUACGAGUAGGAGGGAAGUUUACCGUCGAGCCACCAUCCCCAAGUGACACUACAUCCACCAGCUUUACAUUCGACCCCGCGGACCCGACGCCGUCUGUUGGACAUCCCCUACUGUUCGAUGACGGACCAGGUAGAGCCGGCGGCAACACCGCUCUUGCAACACGCAAAGAUGUCCUGACGUUCACCACCGAGCCUUUAGAUUCCGACCUAGAAGUCUGCGGGCAACCCCUCCUCGAGAUUCACCACUCAACCUCAUCUCCGCACGCCGAUCUCCUCGUGCUGAUGAAUGAGGUCGAUGCCAAAGGAUUCUCACGUGGUAUCAGCGAGAAGUACAUGCGGCUCCCUAUUCCGCGCGACUCUGGAGCUAUAGAGGUUAUUCUAACGGAUUGUGCACACCGGUUUCGUAAGGGAAGCAGGAUCCAGGUGAUUGUAGCUGGCGGGUCGCAUCCGAAGUAUCUGCGGAAUUUGGGCACUGAGGAGAAUGCGGUUACCGGAGUGGAAAUGCAAAAAGUCGAGCAUACUGUACACCAUGGGUCUAGUAUGGUGUCUAGGCUGGUCUUGCCUGUAACCCCGAUAGAUAAAUGA
Didymosphaeria variabile is the source of this 1662-nucleotide messenger RNA. RefSeq lists its product as uncharacterized. The record is from RefSeq and is a predicted model, not a curated record. Bases 1 to 1662 code for a protein of 553 amino acids. Gene Ontology annotation, molecular function: dipeptidyl-peptidase activity. The transcript has a single exon. NCBI's taxonomy places the organism in Eukaryota, Fungi, Ascomycota, Dothideomycetes, Pleosporales, Didymosphaeriaceae.